Orbicella faveolata is the source of this 2815-nucleotide messenger RNA. Its product is annotated as dynein regulatory complex subunit 7-like. Gene Ontology annotation, biological process: cell motility. Gene Ontology annotation, cellular component: motile cilium. NCBI's taxonomy places the organism in Eukaryota, Metazoa, Cnidaria, Anthozoa, Scleractinia, Merulinidae. The record is from RefSeq and is a predicted model, not a curated record.
AAAAUUUCAAUGCAGAUACUCAAUCUAAAAGUUUCACCAUUGUUGAACUUGGUCGAUCCACAACAUUUCUUCGACGCCAAGAAAGAAGAGCGAAAAAGUCGCGGAAGAUUGGGUCGAGUCAGAAAAUGUUUCCAGUCUUCUCUCGGACUAGUAAAAGUCAAAGCCGUUGCCAAGAAGAUUCACAACAAUCAGUUUAUUCGGUUAUUUUGUGAAGUAUUGUAUUCUUGGUCUGAACACAAUCGACCAUUCCAGGUUAUUGAUAUGGAAUCCCUGCAGAAGGAAUUAGCCAAAAUCCAAGUCACGGCUCCAGAUAUCAAUUCUCUACCAAACAAAGGUGUUGACAAUACUUCUCUUCCUGAAUCCCACAAGUCAAAUACCCCAAAGGAAAAACUUGUGUUGUCAUUUUGUGAGAAUUUUAGACGGCAGUUUGUUCAUCUCUAUCGUGAUCGUAAACCCUUGUUUUUAAAUCCUCUUAAUGAGAGUGGAAUAGAGAAAUUUGUAUGCACAACAAUUCGCCCAACGCUUCUGCCAUACAAAGAGGUGUAUGAUUAUGAUGGCUGUGCACAGUUUGUCUCAGAUUAUCUGACAUUUGUUCCUUUGGAUCCACCAAUUGACUUGCCAAGUACCCUGGUAUCUCCUACCACUGUCCUGAGGAGCCAAAAGGGAAACUGUUUUGAUUUUAGUGUCCUGUUGAGUUCCUUACUGAUUGGAGCUGGUUAUGAUGCAUACUGUGUGUGUGGGUAUGCAACCAGAGAAACAACACUCAUGGAUGAAACAAGAGAAAUCUGUCCUCUCCUGAGAAAAAAAGAUGAGGUAACCAAGGAAGAGGUGAAAAAAGAAGUUAAAAAGUACACAGUGAAACCUCCUAAAGAUUUAAGAAGUAAGUUUGAAGCUAAAGUUGAGUCAAAGAAAAAAGCAGAAGAAGAGGAACAGGAAAGGAAACGGCGAGAAGAGGAAGGGGCAAGAAUUGCGGAAUUGGAAAAGCCUAAGCCUGACAAGCUGCAUGGAUUAAGGGUGCACUGUUGGGUUCUCGUCCUAUCAGGAAAGCGAGAGGUCCCUGAAAGUUUCUUUAUUGAGACUCUUACAGGAGCCUGUCACCCUCUCACACACAAUGCUUAUCUUGGAAUUGAAAGUGUGUGGAAUCACAAGAAUUAUUGGGUUAACAUGCAAGACUGUUCACAUGGUGUUCAGGACCUUGUGUAUGACCUGGGUGAUGCAUCCAAGUGGGAGUUCAUGUUUUCCACCACGGAUAAACCCUUGCUGAUGAUCCCAUCUGUGGAUGAAACUGACCCUCUUGAUAUAGAUGAUGAAGAGAAUGAUGACGAGGGAUCUGAUUUUGACUUGCCUCCUUCCUGGGUUGCACCUAUUGAAAUUGCAUUAAAAGAAUUCCAAACUAGGUGUCCUUUUGGAAAGAAGACUAAGCUGUACAAGAAAGCCAAGAUAGAAAAGUUUGCAGAGUAUCUGCUAAAAGAUGGUCUUGUGUCCAGUUUGGCAAGUUACAAUGAUUAUGAGUUAAAAGAUCUUGUCGAGAAGAGAGAAGUGUACAAACACCGGAUUGACAAGCUAGAGACUAAAGUUCAUAACAUGACCACUGGACUUAUUACUGAAUUCUUUGCACCUGGCAGGCUGGACUGUCUUAAAGAACACACCUACAAAGCAAGUUCUCCGGGUCCAGAAUCCGAUAGAACUAUGUUAUUUUACUCCAGUGCUCGCAUUGACGGGCUUGUUAAGCGUGAAGAGUCGCCAGAGGAAAUGACCGAAAGUUAUGUGGAUAGAGACGAUUUCAUGUACUAUCGGCAGGUGACAUUUGGAAAGCGAGUGAAAAAGUUUGGGCCGCAGGAGGCCAACUCAAGACCUAUAGUGAAAAUAGUUGAGAGAUUUCACCGUAACAAGUCUAAAGAAGCAAACGAAGAUGUUGCGGAGAGAGUUUUCCUUGUCUCUGACGAGAGAAUAAACUUAACGUUUCAUUUGGAAGACAACAGAGUAACGGCUUCCACGAGGGAAUUUAUCCGACCUCCACACACCACAGAAAAAGGAGGCACUCUAACUAUGACGCCGGAUAUGACUACAACAUUUCAGGUGGACCCUCUCAUCAAACCACAUAAAAAUUUACAUGUUUAUGAGAUGUUGGUAGAACUGGUUGAUGCCGAGGAACAGAGCACAAACCAAAUAAGAGCAUCAGAAGAAGAGGUGAAGGAAAUCCUCCAACUUCGAAUCAAAGAAGAAGCGGCAUCACAACUGAGUGUUUCUGUGUACGAUACAGAGAGAAACGAGAAGGCCAAAUUACACCGCCAGGAACUGGAGCGCAAAGCAGCAGAGGAAGCAAUGAAGAAACAUGAAUUGGAGCUUGAUUACUUGGCGCCAUUCCUGGCUCAAAUUGGUGAUCCUCCUCACAUCAGUCGACAGGAAGCUUACAAACUGAAAGAAGAGUGUCUUCAAGAUCUUAAGCACCGUCUCAUUGACAAAGCAAACCUUAUUCAGGCUAGAUUUGAGAAGGAAACACAAGAAUUACAGCGCAAACAAAGUUGGUAUCAGCAGAAUCAAGUGUCCAUGACAAAAGAAGACGAAGAAGAAUACCUUAACUACUGUAGCGAAGCCAUGUUUAGAAUCCAUAUCCUUGAACAACGCCUUAACAGACACAAGGAGCUGGCACCGCAAAAGUACGUUCAACUGGAACAAAAACUCAGGACCGACCCAAGAUUGGCGGAGUAUUUCUGAUCUAAAUUCAACAUAUCAGCAUUUGUACUAGAUGUAUAUUUGGUUUGCACUGAAUAAAAUUAUCUCUAAAUAAAGCUUGUUUCAGUCCCAACUGUAA